Molecule: messenger RNA, 934 nt
Organism: Hyphopichia burtonii NRRL Y-1933
Lineage: Eukaryota; Fungi; Ascomycota; Pichiomycetes; Serinales; Debaryomycetaceae
Gene: URA6
Product: bifunctional uridylate/adenylate kinase
Exons: 1
Coding region: 12-860 (282 amino acids)
Biological process (GO): UDP biosynthetic process; CDP biosynthetic process; 'de novo' pyrimidine nucleobase biosynthetic process
Cellular component (GO): nucleus; cytoplasm
Molecular function (GO): UMP kinase activity; ATP binding
Source: RefSeq, a predicted model, not a curated record
CUUCAUUAACCAUGUUUGUUAGAUCGUUAGGUCGUUUUGGUGCGACUCCAAGAGCUUUCAUUAAGCCUCAAUUGCUAAGAAGUGUUCCUAUUGGCGUGCGUUUCAAUUCGUCCCAAUCGACACCACCCCCUCCUCCAAAUGAAACUGAUUUAAAAGCUAAGAUCUUGAUGAUUUUUGGUGCUUUGGCCGUAGGUAGUUCGAUUGGUGCUUGGUAUUUCAAAGAUAAAGAAGAACCCAAAUCUGCAUUUGAACCCAAAAGGAGUCCAGCCUUUGCCGAUAAUAAGAUCUCAGUUAUAUUUGUAUUAGGUGGACCGGGUGCCGGUAAAGGUACUCAAUGUGCUAAAUUAGUUAAUGAACAAGGAUUUGUUCAUUUAUCGGCUGGUGAUUUAUUACGUGCUGAACAACAAAGACCAGGUUCUAAAUACGGAGAAUUGAUUGCUCUGUACAUUAAAGAAGGUACCAUUGUCCCUCAAGAAAUCACCAUUGCCUUAUUAGAGCAAGCUAUUAAAGAUCAGUAUUCUCAAGGUGCUGUUCGCUUCUUGGUUGAUGGGUUCCCUAGAAAAAUGGAUCAGGCCCUUACUUUCGAGGAGCAAAUCGCCAAAUCCUCCUUCACGCUUUUCUUUGAGUGUCCUGAAAGUGUCAUGUUGGAAAGAUUAUUACAAAGAGGUAAAACUAGUGGCAGAACUGACGAUAAUAUCGAAAGUAUUAAAAAGAGAUUCAAAACUUUCAUCGAUACCUCAAUGCCAGUGGUGGACCAUUUUGAAAAACAGGGCAAGGUCGUCAAAGUUAGAUGUGACCAACCUGUUGAUGAUGUUUACACCAAGGUUAAAGAAGCCUUGGUCUCUAAAGGUAUCAAUUAAUUGAUUAAGUAUAUUUUUGUAUAUGUCGGGCGUGUAUAUACCAACAGUUGUUGGAAUAAAACAAGUUUAUAUCU